Molecule: messenger RNA, 838 nt
Organism: Pantherophis guttatus
Lineage: Eukaryota; Metazoa; Chordata; Lepidosauria; Squamata; Colubridae
Gene: PMF1
Product: polyamine modulated factor 1
Biological process (GO): chromosome segregation
Cellular component (GO): MIS12/MIND type complex
Source: RefSeq, a predicted model, not a curated record
GGGCGGGGCCUCGCCAGGUUUGGAUCCGUUGCUUUUGGCGGGAAGAAGAUGGCGGCGGCGGCGCCGCCAAAGGAGGAGAAAGAGAAAGGAAGUCGCGCUCCUGCCGCGGCCCCUCAGGGUAAAAUCGGCCGCGAGGAGGUCCUGGACUACGUGGUCAAUCAGUUCCUGCAGGCGCUGGACGCCGGCGGAUGUCGCCUUUUCUCCAAGUGCUACAGCUGCCUCUACAAAGCUCAUCCUGAAUUCACAAAAUGUAUUUAUAAUCAGUUCAUAUCCCAUCUGCAAAAUUCUGUACGGGAAGAGAUCCAGGCCCUCAAGGAGGAAGGGAACCUGCCGUUGCUCCUGGAGUCCCUGGAUAAGCUUGAGAAAGAAGCGAAGGACAAGGAAGGCCCUGCCUGGCGCCCGAGUGGCAUCCCCGAGGAAGAUGUCCGUGGGGUGGUCCUGCCCUACCUUCUGAAGCAGCGCAAAUUCCUCCAAAAAUUCCUGAAGGAAAAGCAGGAGAGCAACUCGCAGCUGGCUGCCGCUGUAGUGGCCGGUCGGCAGAGGAUUGCAGAGCUGCAGGAGCAGAUCUGCCGGCAGAAGGAAGAGUGGCAGGGAAUUGCUAUCGAAGGCCGGAAGAUGAUGGAGACCUUUGAUGAUCUCUCCUGAGAAGACCUGGCUGCUUUUUGGAGGCGAGAAUGUGAGGGAGACCUUAGAGUGAACCUGUGGAUUUUCUGCCAGAUUUCCAGAGCAGCCAAUCUGCGGAAGAGGGCUGCUCCCUCUUGGCUUGACUAUGGGGUGGGAGGCUGAGGGUGGGAUGCAUGUGACUAUGUACUUAUUUUUAUUAAAAUAUUACAGCUCA